AUGAGUUUUAAUCUAUUUGAUAAGGAAAUUAGUUUAAAUGGGACAUCAUCUAUAAAUAAUGUCAAUAAAAAUAAUGCCAUUACUGUCAAGCAGGGAAAUUUAUCUUUAGAAGAAGAAGAAAGAAUGUUACUGGAUGAAAUAAUACAACAACAGAACCAUCAACAACAACAACUGCAGCAGCAGCAGCAGCAGCAGCGAGUGUCCACACAAAAAAAUUUGACCAAUAACUCUAAUUUUUCCAUCAUGGACCUUUAUAAUAAUAAUAAUAAUAAUAAUAAUAAUAAUAAUAAUAAUAAUAACAGAAAUAAUACUAAUAAUCAUAACACAAGUCUGAAAAGUGAAAAUUAUUCUACGCCGAUAAUAUCUUUGAAAAAAGAAGGCGAGGACUCCGAUGUCCUUGAUAUAUCAUUCUUGAAAGAUAACAGUCAUUUCCAAAGAAUGCUUACGCCUAGUACUACUACCGAUAUACCAAAUUCUUUUCCCAUAAGUAAAAGGAAAAACUCAUCCUUUUCCUCAUCGUUAUCCGCGUCCAGAGCUUAUAAUAAUCGAAACCAGCUGACUUCAAGCCAACUUAAUAAUAGCACUCCAGAUAAUCAGCAAAGUAAAACACCACCACACACUUCUACACAAUUUAAUGACUUUUUAUUUGAACCUUACUCGUUUUUAGAUGAGGAAGCUUCAACUAUAUACACAGAUAAUUCAUCUACUUUGACUCCAAGUAUAAUCUCUGGUGGCGGUGCCGACUCAGAAACUUCUUCUAAUUAUGGUCAAUUCCUAUCAAACACAUUAAGAAAUUCCUCAUAUUUAUCUAAUAAUAAUAAUAAUAAUGGUAAUGGUACUGGCAGUAUUGUGGCUAGAAUGCAGAAUUUGGAUACCUUAAGUGUAAAAAGUUUAGGUUCAAGAGUUCUUGAUGCAAGGGUUUCUACCAAUGAUACUAAAAGUAUAGGUGGACGAAGUGCUACAUCCUCUGUUGCUAGUGGAUUUACCUCUAUUGAACAACAGAAAAUACAAAGAAAGAGAACUUCACAUAACGAGGUUGAAAGGAGACGCAGAGAAUUGAUUAAGUACAAGAUUAAGGAAUUAAGUACCAUUGUGCCAAAUGUCUUGUUUGAUGUCUAUAAGAAAAAUAAAACUACCAAACCUAAAAAAAGAAUAGUUUUAUGUGGUGCUAUAGAUUAUUUAAAAUUUUUGGAAAAAGUUAUUACCAUACAAAAUGAUAGGAAGAAUUUUAUUUUGCAUAAAAUAAAUGAGCUAGAGCAAAACGAGAGUAUCGGCACUCAUAUUGAAAAUAAAAAUGCCGAGGGUUUAACUAAUAAAAAAAACAACAAGACGCUCGCCGGCGAAGGAAUCAUAGAUACCAGAAUAGAUAUGAUACCCACUUCAAAUGACGGAUUUGAAUUUAUACCACUUCAUGUAUUGGAAACGGAUAACUGUAAUAAUAAUACUGCAAACAAUGCCGCUGAAGAAAAAGAUAAAACUGUAAAUACCACUAAUAGUGGCAAAAGCAAGGUCUCGGAAGAUGCUGAUUUGGAGCAAUUUUUAAGCGGUAAUAUAAUAGAGGCAGAGGAAAAUGCCAAGUUAUUAAAUGAUAUAGAUACCAGUUUUCUAUUGAACUUUUAUAAAUAG
This is a messenger RNA of Saccharomycodes ludwigii, 1626 nucleotides long. It is a transcript of the gene RTG3, whose product is annotated as Rtg3p. The transcript has a single exon. Bases 1 to 1626 code for a protein of 541 amino acids. Lineage: Eukaryota; Fungi; Ascomycota; Saccharomycetes; Saccharomycodales; Saccharomycodaceae. Gene Ontology annotation, molecular function: protein dimerization activity. The record is from RefSeq and is a predicted model, not a curated record.